ACAAUGCGCGGUCUUAGUGCAUUGUGGGAUAGUGGCGAGCUCUGAGGCGGUGAAUGUUGACUACGGAACCGCUGAAAUGGAUGUGUUCUUAAUGAUCAGGCAUCGCAAAACCACAAUCUUCACAGACGCCAAAGAAUCAACAACUGUCUAUGAGUUAAAAUGCAUUGUGGAGGGCAUUCUGAAGCGGUCCGCUGAGGAACAGAGACUAUACAAGGAUGAGCAGCCUCUAGAAGACAGUAAGACACUUGGAGACUGCGGCUUCACAAAUCAGACAGCCAGACCACAGGCUCCUGCGACUGUAGGACUGGCCUUUCGUAUCAGUGAUGAUGCAUUUGAGCCCCUGCAGGUGGAACCAUUUUCCAACCCUCCUGAACUUCCUGAUGUUAUGAAACCACAGGACUGUGGCAGUACAGCCAAUGAACAGUCAGUGCAAUGAGCUGCACAUUAAUGACUAGAGUAUCAGGAGUGUACUAAAGCGGAGCAAAGUGAGGACUGAUACUUGGCGUAAAGAUGUUGCAGAUGGACAUUUGAAGUCUGGCUGCCACUAACCAUUGAACUAAGCCAGUAAUAAAUAUCCAGAGAAUCACUAAUGAAUAAGUUUAUUUAUAUUUUAUUUGGACUGAAACGCAUUUUUUUUCCCCUAAAUUGACCUCAUUUUGUAAAUGUUUUUUUUUUUUUUUUUUUUUUUUUUUCUGUGACUAAAUUACAUCUGACACAUUUGAAAAUGGAAAUGUUUUUCUUCAAAAUGACUGGUUUCUUUAUUUAAUAGAAAAAUAAUUGGGGUUUAAUAGCACAAAUGUCACAUGGGGCAAGUUUGGUUGACAGGUUUGAAAUGCAAAUUUACAUGUUUCAGUUUUAACAUUUUAACAUGAAUUUGUGCAGUAAACCUGUUAUUGUGUUGUCUUUUUAAAUUGCUUUAAAUUUAUGUUUUAUCCUUCCCUGUAGAUCUCCCGUGCAUUUUUUUUUUCUUGAUUCUGAUUGUGGUUGUUUGGACUUGCAUUUGCAUUCAGACCAAAGCAUACUUUGGUCAGCGGUUUUGUAACAUCACAUUCACCACUGUGUGCAGUGUUUUAGACCAAUUGUCUUUGAAGGACUGCACACUAAAAACGACCAAAACAUGUUGAAUUUAAUUAUUAAUUUUUUAUUUUAUAAAGUGGAAUCUAUUUCUUAGCGCAUGUAAUGGCUUUAUAGUGAGGUAUAUAAACGUAGUUGUAGUUUU
Messenger RNA from Carassius auratus (goldfish), 1219 nucleotides. RefSeq names its product elongin-B. Lineage: Eukaryota; Metazoa; Chordata; Actinopteri; Cypriniformes; Cyprinidae. Gene Ontology annotation, biological process: transcription elongation by RNA polymerase II. The coding region runs from base 77 to 436 and encodes 119 amino acids. The record is from RefSeq and is a predicted model, not a curated record. Gene Ontology annotation, molecular function: protein binding. Gene Ontology annotation, cellular component: elongin complex; VCB complex. The transcript has 4 exons.